GUUGAUUAUAUUAUCAAAUAAAUAUAUUUAUAGAUAAAUAAAAAUGAGAUUUUUAUUAUCAGUUGUAGUUUUAGUUCUCUCAGUUUUAGCUGUCGCUAAUGCUAGCUUCAGAAUGUGUUCCGCACAAAAGGAUUGUCCAGCCGACCAAUACUGUACUACUAAUAAUGGUGAUGGUUACUGUGUCAAUUGCUUAAACGAUAUAGAUUGUGGUUUAAAUGAAUAUUGCUCAACAAAUAUUUUCGAUUUCUCUAAAUAUGGUUCAUGUCAAAAAUUCGAUAAAAAUGGUGAUGACUGUAUCAAUUUACCAACAAACCUCAUUCAAGAUAUCAGAGUAAAUAAUGAUAGUAAAUGUGCUGUCACUUACUUCAACUAUGACGAAGGUGGUUAUCCAAACCAAUUAUCAAUCGACAAAAUGGGUUCCUGUAUUGAUGGUAAAUGUAGAAUUUGUAAUUAUGCUGGUGGUGCUUCAAUUAUUAGUCAAGGCAAAGGUAAACCACGUCAAUGUGUUUUCCCAGGUGUUUACGAAAGUGUUCACUCCAAAAAUUGGAACUCUGGUAGUUACUAUGAAGAUCCAUUAAGAGUUUGGUUAGCUAUCUUUUUCUGUUUAAUUGUCAUCCAAAUCGUCGUUGGUGUCUUUGGUAUGAUGAGAAAAUAAAAUAAAUAAACAUUUUAAAACUUAAAAAUAAAUUUUUUU
Molecule: messenger RNA, 694 nt
Organism: Dictyostelium purpureum
Lineage: Eukaryota; Evosea; Eumycetozoa; Dictyosteliales; Dictyosteliaceae
Exons: 2
Coding region: 44-655 (203 amino acids)
Source: RefSeq, a predicted model, not a curated record